CAACCGAGCGCAACGCGGACUUUGGAGCUCCGUCGGCACGGCCAGGAGAGCGGCACCGACACGCCGUCGACGCGCCGGGGCAGCUCCUCGAGCCCCCACGCCUCGGAGCCCGGCCGCACGCACCAUAAAAGCGCCGCCGGGCAGCCCUGCGAGCCGCCCGCCCAACCCAGCCCCCAAGGAUGUCGACCUACGAGGGCAACGAGGCCGCCGAGAUCACGCCCCAGGAGGAGAACCAGUUACGACGAGUUCAUCGCUUGUUGUGCGACUACGGCGCCAAAAAAAAGGUCCUCAAAUUACUGAGACCGAAGCAGGACCAACUCGAAAAGCUGCGACAGUCCGCCGACGACGAGCAGGCCGAUAUUUUGGUGGCGUCGGAGAUCCAGUCGCUCGAGACGGACGUCGAGAAGCUCCGGCAGGACCUCCAGGAAAUUGAGAAGAAGAGCGACGGACUCGUCUCAUGCGUCGACCUCCUCGAGGCCCUGAAGACGCUGGGCCGCAAGGCCCAGAAGAAGGACGCCGAGGCCAUGAUCUGGGAGGUCGACGAGGAUCUCGACGGCUGUGUGAGCUGGGACGAGAUGCGGCUCAUGUUCCAGCGGAACAUCCGAGAUACGACGGGCCUGGAGCCGUCGCAAUUGUUCAAUGUCGUCAUGUUCCUCAUCUUCGACUUGGAUGAAGAUGGCAUGGUUUCUGUGGAUGAGACGAUGGAGCUGCUGUACGCGCGCUACGGGAGGCACAAAAUGGAGGACCGGUUGAAGAUGCUCUUUGGGGACGACAUGAAGGAGGAGGGGAAGGGUGGCGGGGAAAUUGAUUUUGUCACUUAUCUGCGAGCGGUGGAAAAGACGCAAUUAGCUACCUUCCUCCAAUCGAACUACGGCAAAGCUCUGGUGAACAAGAAGCAGGGCAAUCCUGAGAGGGUCGUCGGGAAAGCCCUGAUGGACGACCUCGCGGCGUCGGACCCCGCGCUGGCGGCGAAGCUCAUGGCCGGCGCGCCGAACCAGGCGUCGCACAAGAUGCGGAAGUAAGAGUAGUAUCUAAGCUUAGCCUGAGG
This is a messenger RNA of Pelagomonas calceolata, 1048 nucleotides long. Lineage: Eukaryota; Pelagophyceae; Pelagomonadales; Pelagomonadaceae. The record is from the annotation of a GenBank genome assembly.